Molecule: messenger RNA, 383 nt
Organism: Vidua chalybeata
Lineage: Eukaryota; Metazoa; Chordata; Aves; Passeriformes; Viduidae
Exons: 4
Coding region: 42-350 (102 amino acids)
Source: RefSeq, a predicted model, not a curated record
CCUUUGGCUGGGCCUAUUGAAUUGGGGGGUCCUUCCCUUGCAUGUUCAUGGUUGUGUGCAUCAGCCCAGGCCAGGGGCUGCUUGUCCAGCCCCCUGUGCCCGGGAGCCAUGAGCCGCCCGCAGAGCCGCCGGAGCAGCCUCCCAGCCGCAGCCCCCCGGCACUCUUAGGCUUCCCUGCUCCCCUGGAAGGUGCUCAUCGCUGGCCAGGAGAACCGGCUGCACCAGCACCCAGCCUCCUGCAUCCCUCCCAAGGUUCCUUGCCUCACCAGCAGGUCCUUGUAGGGUUUCAGCUCUGGGCUGUGUGUCUGGGGCUGAGCCAGGUGCCCCCUGCUCCGUGCUGGGUCCCAUGAGACGGGCAGGACCCCGCUGUCCCUCGCGCGCGG